Messenger RNA from Trichoderma atroviride IMI 206040, 1338 nucleotides. RefSeq lists its product as uncharacterized. Gene Ontology annotation, molecular function: pyruvate dehydrogenase (acetyl-transferring) kinase activity. NCBI's taxonomy places the organism in Eukaryota, Fungi, Ascomycota, Sordariomycetes, Hypocreales, Hypocreaceae. Gene Ontology annotation, cellular component: mitochondrion. Gene Ontology annotation, biological process: regulation of glucose metabolic process; protein phosphorylation. The record is from RefSeq and is a predicted model, not a curated record.
AUGACAGCCUUGAUCAAGUCCACGAGACUGCUGCGGCCACUUGGAACUCGAGCUCCGGCCCUGCUGCAGGCCCAGCGCCGGCGCUUCACCUCGGACCGUGCGUACGAUGUUUCUGACGCCGACAUCUCCAAAUUGGCCAACCUGCCUCAGCAUCCUCUGCGUCUUGCAGAUCUCGUAAGACACGGCAGGCCGCCUCUGUCCGAAAGGUCGCUCCUGUCCUCGGCCAACUUCACACUCUCCCUCGCCCCGAUUCGUCUCGCCCACCGCCUCCAAGCGCUCCAGAACCUUCCGUACAUUGUCGUCUCCAACCCCAACAUUUCUCAAAUCUACAACAACUACCUGCACUCUCUAUCCAUCCUGCUGCCCUACUGGCAGGCCGCUUCUGAGGGCCGAGCCAUCACCACCCUCGACGAUGAAAUCAAGUUCACCAAUGUCCUCGCCGAGCUGGUCGCUACUCAUACCGACACAAUCCCCAUCCUAGCCAAGGGCUUCCUCGAGUGUCGGCGGUACAUCUCCCCAGCCGAAGUGACGCGCUUCUUGGACGAGCAUCUGCGCGCCCGCAUUGGCACUCGCCUCAUUUCCGAGCAGCACAUUGCACUGCACUUUAGCAGUCAGCCUCAUUUUGAUCCUGGAGCUAGUCCUACGCCAUGCCCCGAGCAUCCCACAUAUAUCGGUGUUAUUGACACCGCUUUGAAGCCUUCGCUAACGAUUGACUCUUGCGCCGGCUUCGUGGCUGAUAUUUGCGAGCUCCGAUACGGCGUACGCCCAAAGCUCAUCAUUGACGGCGAGCCAGAAACGACGUUUGCCUUCCUGCCGAUGCAUCUGGAGUAUAUUGUCACCGAACUUCUUAAGAAUGCGUUCCGCGCAUCAAUCGAGAGCAAAGCAACCGAACCUAUCGUGGUCACCAUCGCCCCCGAGCCACCGUUGAAACAACAAGAGGGCCAUCUCCCUGAUAUCAAGCCCCCAUCCGAGGAACUAGGGCCCUUCAAAUACGACGCCAUCAAGCCUCUUGACGAUAACGCCCCGGGUGUGACAAUUCGCAUCCGAGACCGAGGGGGCGGCAUUCCCCCAGAUGUUCUUCCUAAUAUCUGGUCUUACUCGUUUACUACCUUUUCCGAAGACCAAGACAUCCCAGGAUCCAGUGGCAACGACGGGCUCAGUGCUAUUGCUACUGCCAGCACCGGGGGAAGCUCGAUUGCCGGCCUGGGAUACGGUCUGCCGUUGAGUCGCGCAUACGCAGAGUACUUUGGCGGUGGUAUUGCCGUCCAGAGCUUAUACGGAUGGGGAACUGACGUCUAUCUCCGUCUUAAGGGCGUUGGAAAAGUAGACCAAAAGUAA